This is a messenger RNA of Lytechinus pictus (painted urchin), 3246 nucleotides long. RefSeq names its product constitutive coactivator of peroxisome proliferator-activated receptor gamma-like. Bases 227 to 2119 code for a protein of 630 amino acids. Gene Ontology annotation, cellular component: nucleus. The record is from RefSeq and is a predicted model, not a curated record. NCBI's taxonomy places the organism in Eukaryota, Metazoa, Echinodermata, Echinoidea, Temnopleuroida, Toxopneustidae. The transcript has 6 exons.
GUAACUUGGAAGAAGCAGUCGACGAAAUCUGUAUCGAAGAAGAUAUUAUACUUUCACCUAGAAAUACUGAUGAAAUCAACGUCGCGGAGAUAAAAUAGCCGCUACCUUCUUUUAACUUUUUUUUCUUCUACAAAUUAACAUGGACGCAAGCACAUCAUCCACGUUGCAAUGGGAAAGAUAUCUGCAAAAAGACGUGCUCAACCAUAUUGCUCUGUAACAACACACAAUGGGUGUGAGAGGACUGCUGUCUUAUGUCCAAGGACAAUGUCCUGAUGCUUUUGAACGUGUGGAUCUCAGAAGACUAGCUGACCAGUAUUAUCAAAGGUACAACGCCAAGCCUCAGCUGUUGAUUGACUGCAAUGGUUACAUCAGGGAUAUCUAUGGAUCACUUGAGUUUGCCUUUGGGGGGCAAUGGCUUCAGUAUUUAGAACACAUCAAAGAGUUUAUAAGAUACUUUCAAAAUGCUGGAUUUGAGCUUCUUGUUAUGUUUGACGGAGUUGUGGAAAAGAAGAAAUUUAAAACCUGGAUUGAUAGGAGGCAAAAUGAAAGGAAAUCUGUUUCCAAAAUCUUUGAUUUCAUCAAGCAUUCAGGACGGCAUCCUGACCACAAGCUGUUUCACAUCCCAACAAGUCUUAGCACUCUUACACGUUUUGCAAUGAAGGGCCUUGGAGUUACCAUCUACAAUUCUUCCAUAGAGGUUGAUAGAGAACUGUUUCUCCAUUGCAGGAAUAGUAAAAGCUUUGGAAUUGUCAGUAGGGACACAGACUUCAUGAUCUUUGAUGUGCCACAGUGGUUAUACAUAACCUGCAGCAAUGGACAUGUCAGAGAAGUGCAACUGUUCAGGAGAGAUAUCUUUUGUCACCAUCUUGGUAUUCCUCCACAGUUCUUACCUCUCCUUGCUUGUUUACUAGGUUGUGACACAGUGUCUUUUCCUAUGCUCUCUCAGUUCCACAAAAGAGUGACUCGUGGCAAACGUGAUCCACUUGUUCCUAGUGUAGCAGGUUAUAUCAGAUCUUUACAGCUACGAGACCUGUCAAAAACAAGCCUGCAUUCUGUUGCCUAUGAUGUAGGAAGAGCUUUCCAACAUGAUUACUUGUAUGAGUGCAUCCAGGACUAUGCUUGUGACCAGAUGCAAGGGAGCGAUGUCCCAUCCAGAAGUGGUGCUGCUGCUGGUCCAGCAAGAGCUCCUGUUGAGUCAUCAUGUACAUCAAACAUAAACCAGUCUGUGAUGAACAAGGUUGCUUCUUAUCACAGGAAUUUGGACAUUACUGACUUUGUUCUGCAGGUCAUAGCCCUUCAAGAGUACAGAAGUAACAUGACCAUGGAUGACGACACUGACACUGCCACACCUUCCUCUGGUCUCGUGUACAGACCUAUCCGCCAACGCCUUUAUGGCAUCCUUCUACAGUCACCUGUUCAAGGAAGCGCGGUGGGUGUGUCUGGACCAGUGAAUGCAGGAGGGCUUUCAGUACAGUUUGGAACUGUGGAAGAAAUGUGUGCUUAUGCUGGAAAUCCAAUGGAUGUCCCAGAUGUUGUUCAGGGGAUGCCCCUAGAUAUUGCUCCUCAUCCCAGAUUAGAAGACCUUUGCGUUGAUGAUAUCACAGAUGAUGUUAAAAGGUUACGCCUUCGGGUCUUCUUCUCCUGCAUGUACUGUACCAAGCUCUUUGAAGAUGGAAUCUUGGAUGCCAUCCCAGAUCAUCACAUCCUGCUCUGCUGCAUCCUCCAUUUUCUGCUCCUCCAUGCUCCAGAGUCUACUCUAAGGUCAUGUGAUAUUGAUGCCUUCAUAGCACAAGCCAUAUGCUUCCAGGGUCAUAGCCCAUCAUCACUGAAGCAAUUGCAGGUUCCUAGAGUAAGUUCCAGGGGAGUUCACCGAGCAGCCAUCUUUGUGAGAGGCCUAACUACAGGUCUCUUUGCCAACUCAACCUGUUGUCUUCCAUUUCGUAUGGAAUCACUGAUGCCAUGGUACACGUUUGAUGGCAAACUCUUUCACAUUAAAUACAUAGCGGCAGAGGACGGAAGUACCCUGGAGCAGCUUUGUGAACAUAAGCCAAGAGCCGUGGAAAUGUUUCAUAAGAUGAAGGGGUGGAUCAUCCGAGGAACAAGACUCCAGAGCCACUAGGAAACUACUGAUAAUACAAGUAAGGAAAUUGUUUUGAUGGAUUUUUAUAUAGUUGGUGUUAGAUUUUGUAUGUUGAUUUGACAUGUGGCUGCAGAGGGGGGGGGGGCACUCAGAUUUGGAAAAGGCAGGGCGUGCAUCCCUGAAAUCUGAAACUAUAGUCUAUGCCAUUAAGAACUGAAAUUUCUUUAAAAUGAGGGGCUAAGAACUAAAUGGCCCUUUGCAAAUGGGGGUGCUUGGGAAGUGGAAUUAUAACAUGAAAUUAGGGUCAGUGAGAACUGACACCUGAAAUAAGGGGCUUAGGAAAAGCAGUAUGGUCAAUGAAAAAGGGUAAAAGAGAUAUGCUUGGGAACUGCUGGCAAGGUGUGAACACGGGGGGGGGGGGGGGGGGUAGGCUUAAGGGCUAGUGCACAUACUCAUACUGCCAUUAUACAUGAGUCCCCCUCCGAGUUUCAUGAUUUAAUGUGAUAAAACAUCCCUUGAAAUAACUCCCAAAUAGUCAUUUAUCGUGUUAUUUUUGUGGUUAGAUUUUGUUCACAAUGUCUUAUAAUUGGUUAUUAGAUGUGAUGGAAACCCUUGGAAAUUUCCCCAGUAAUGAACAAAAGAAAAUAUUUAACUGCUUCUUAUACUUACUCUACAUGUAGAUGAAUGAAUGGAAUUUUUGAAUUACACAAAGAAAACAUGUAUUAAUGUCAAUAUAACCAGAAAAAGCUCCUCUGGUAUUCAGUGUUAAAUCAAUGACUUAUCUCUUUGUUAAGUAAGUUGAUAACUCAUUAUAUCUCGCUAAAGAAAUUUGAAACUUGCAAUUUUAUUGUCGACUUCCUACACCAAAUCUUAUUUUACUUGAUAUUCGUAUGAUGAAGCACAUGAGAGACAAACAGGAUGCGUUUCUUCCACUCCUAUCUUUCAAAUGCAUGAUAUUGAAAAACAUAAGUAACUAUAGAAUUCCACCCAGUCUUGGAAUGAUAAUAAAGGGCCGUAAGCAUUCCGUCUUGAUCUUUAUUGGUAUCAAGAGAAUAUUGAACCAGUAUGAAACUAGGUCUGUACUCUUCAAGGAAGACACAAAGUCAAGAAAUCAUAUCGAAAAGUUAAUACCACCUUCUAGAUGUUUAGUGUUAAUAAUUUGUUUG